Messenger RNA from Cuscuta epithymum, 1899 nucleotides. Lineage: Eukaryota; Viridiplantae; Streptophyta; Magnoliopsida; Solanales; Convolvulaceae. The record is from the annotation of a GenBank genome assembly.
CUUAUAUUCAUUAUACUAUAUUUCAAAUAUAUAUUAAUUGUACAUAUUAUUGGUAGUAUUUAUCCCUUAGGCGGUUGACCGAGUGUUUAGCUCAUACGGCUCAAACUAAUAAUGUAUCUGGACUCAUUCUUGUACACAUGAUUAGCUAGAUAGAAUAGAUAGAGUUUGUAUGCAAUUGUAAUACUCGAUGUACGUAGCCUAUUAAUAGGUUAUUCAAUAAACGAUCAUCACGACGGUGAAUUGGAUAUUCCAACUUGGUAUCAGUAGUUUUUUCUUCCUCUCUAAUGGCUACCACCAAAGCUUCCGCCUUUCACCCCGCCCUAGCUAUCUCAAACAUUAAAAAUUUUAUUCCUAUUACCCUCGACAUCGAGAACGUUGAAUACUCUUCAUGGGCGGAGUUGUUUAAAAUCACCGCCCGCGCGUAUCAAGUUCUCGACCAUAUCAUCCCUACUGUUGAUUCUACUGCAGCCAGUUCCUCUACUUCUACUACUGAACUCACUCCCGCAGAGCUUCUCGCUCAAGCUUCUGCCAAGGCAGAGGCAGCUGCUCUAUGGACCCGUUUGGACGCCAUAGUUCUUCAGUGGAUCUACGGUACAAUAUCUCAUGACUUACUCCACACCAUUAUUGAACCGGACGCCACUGCGCAGGAAGCUUGGGAUCGCCUCACUGAUAUUUUCCUUGACAAUAAACAUUCUCGGGCUGUGCAUUUGGAAAAUUUGUUUUCCAACACCCGUUUGGAAAAUUUUCCCAAUGUUGCAGCGUAUUGUCGUACUCUCAAAACCCUGGCUAAUCAGCUACAUAAUGUUGGUGCCACGGUUUCCCCCGACCGCCUUGUUCUCCGCCUAGUCAACGGUCUUCCCGCUCAGUACGACACCAUCGCGUCCAUGAUUCAACAGGCCACACCUCUUCCUACCUUCCAAACUGCCCGGUCCAUGCUCCUGCUUGAUGAAACCCGUAAGGCACACCAACUUGGCACUUCCUCGGCCAGUGCACUACUCCAUGGUGCGCCGUCACAGUCUCCCUCUCCUCGCCCAGGUCAAUCCAGCCGCGGUGGGCGCGGUUCUUCUUCUGCCCGACGAGGUCGUGGUGGUCGUGGUACACCUCGGCCAGACCCCACUCCCCCUACAUGGAACCCCAACGCUUGGACAUCACCACCGCCAUGGGCCUACUGGAUGCCGCCGUCACCUUGGGCCAUGCCACCAUGUCCUCAUCCGUCUGCUCCUUGGACUGCUCCCUCCCCACGCCCUACUUCCGGAGCAGGUAUUCUUGGUGCUCGGCCAAAUCAGGCCCAUCUCUCGGGUCCGGCUCCGGCUCUCACCGAUAUUAAUGCCGCCAUGCAUACCAUGACACUCGCACCACAGCCGGAUGACAAUUGGUAUAUGGACACUGGGGCCACAUCACAUAUGACCUCCAAUUCGGGAUCUCCACACGGGCACAGUUCUCAUGAGAUGCAAUAGUUCGGGUGACCUCUACCCCAUUCAGCCUCACAUAUCCAGACCGGCUCACUCAGCUUUUCUCACUACCUCGGCGACUACUUGGCACCAUCGGCUAGGUCAUCCCGGGGACCCCGUUUUUAGUUUUCUUAGAACAAAUAAAACUAUUCCUUGUACUUCUCUUAGUAAAUCUUUAUGUAUUUCCUGUGAACUUGGCAAACAUAAAAAAUUGCCAUUUUCCAUUUCUCAUUCUGUCACUUAUUCCCCAUUUGAAAUAAUACACAGUGAUUUGUGGACCUCUCCUGUUCUUAGUUCUACUGGUCAUCGAUAUUAUUUAAUCUUUGUUGAUGAUUAUACGAAAUAUGUUUGGGUUUUUCCCUUAACCUCUAAAUCCCAAACGUUCCCUACUUUUGUUAAUUUUCAUGUUUAUGUUCGCACUCAAUUUGAACGUAACAUUAAAAUUUUU